Molecule: messenger RNA, 1295 nt
Organism: Panicum hallii
Lineage: Eukaryota; Viridiplantae; Streptophyta; Magnoliopsida; Poales; Poaceae
Product: CASP-like protein 5A2
Exons: 3
Coding region: 443-1003 (186 amino acids)
Cellular component (GO): membrane
Source: RefSeq, a predicted model, not a curated record
CGGCACUUUUGCCGUCUCGGGCUCUCGGCUCAUAGGCAGGCUGCCGCCACAUGGGCUCACCGCCACCGCCGGCCCCACGGCGCAGCACGCCGUGUCCGCGGUUGCCGAUUGCGCCUCCAUAAAACUAGCGUUUCGUUUCGUCGCCGUAGCGGAGGAAUAAACAAACCGCGCAGCCAGUCAGCCAGCCGCCAGAGCAGAGCAGGGGGAGCCGGGGAGGCGAGGCGACAACCCCUCACACGCGCACGCGCUGCGCCACGGCCUCUCCUCCUCCUCGUCGCGAGCCGAAUCCAUUCCCACCCCGCCGCCGGUACCGACCCGGAGCUGGGGCGCGCCGACGCGAACGGGCAUUUCGCCUGCUCGCCGCGGGCGCUUGGGUAGCGAGCGGGGCCGUUUCCGUUCGAGGUGUGGCGCGGCGCGCUCGGCAGUGCGGGGUGCCAGCAAGAUGUUCGCGAGCCGGCCGGUGGUGCACCCGAUGGAGGUGGCGGCGCCCGCGAACCCGGCGCAGCAGCCGCAGGGUGUGCUGAUGAAGGACCUUCCCGGGAUGCCGGGGACGCCCAGCGGGCUCGCGCUCCGCGUCACGCAGCUCCUCCUCGCCGCCGUCUCGCUCGCCGUCAUGUCGUCCACCAGCGACUUCGCCACCGUCUCCGCCUUCUGCUACCUUAUUGCAGCAACUAUUUUGCAAUGUGUUUGGAGCCUGUCAGUAGCCAUUGUGGACAUAUACGCACUGCUUGUUAAACGUUGUUUACGAAACCGUCGGCUUGUUGCUGUCUUUGCCAUUGGAGAUGCGAUCACAUGUGGAGUAAUCUUCUCCGGAGCAUGCGCUGCAGCAGGAAUCACCGUCUUGAUCGACGAGGAUCUGAAUAUGUGCUCGGAGAACCACUGUUCUAGUUUCCAGACUGCAGUAUCGAUGGCAUUCAUGUGUUCGUUUUCUCUCUCACCGUCCUUUGUGCUGAACUUUUGGUCGGCCGCAUUCGCAUAUUCCCGCGUCGUAGCAGCUGGAUAGUAAAGGAGGAUAGACCCUGAUUUUGGAGCAGGUGGAGCACCCCAAAUGUGGUUUUUGCGAUAACUGGAUAGAGUGGCCCAGCUAAUAGUAUUAGAAUCGGAAGCUGAAGUACCCGUAUGACGCUAUGACUCCGGCAUAUCUAGUUUAACCUGUACAAAGAAAAUUGGGAAUGUCUUGUCCGGCAAAUGCAUUGCUGUGAAACCUUGCAGUUCUGUGUCCUGAUGACCCUUGAACCAUGGAUAUGAUAUUGCAUAUAGAGAGCUGAUGGUGCUGAGGAAGUCGUCGUAAUUCA